AUGCUAUUUGAGUUAGAUCAGGGGUGGGAUAGGGGGGGAGAGGCGUACUCUAUUGAUGCCCCUGCUGCGGCUGCUGGUGGUGGUCCGGCCUUCUCUGCUCCGGCAGCUGUUGCUGGGCGGUUGAGUGGCGUGGGGAGCGGUGAAGAUGCUGCCAGUGAUGCUGCUGCCAGGGAUGCUGCUGCUGCUGCUGCUGCUGCUGGAGUGGAUGGUGGGGGGUGCAGUGAGGUGCUGGACGGUGGUGGAAUGCGGAGGGUGGAUGGAGGGAGAGAGGAAGGUGCAGUGGCAAUGGGGGACGGAGAGAGGAAGCGGAAGGUUCCCCUGUGUGGGCACGAUAGGGCCAUACGGUCAUUCUCAGACCUCUACCCCUUGUUUCAGCAGCAGCAGCAGCAGCAGCAGCAGCAGCAGCAGCAGCAGCAGCAGCAGCAGCAGCAGCAGCAGCAGCAGCAGCAGCAGCAGCAGCAGCAGCAGCAGCAGCAGCAGCAGCAGCAGCAGCAGCAUCAUCAUCAUCAGCAGCAGAAGCAGCAGCAGCCCCAGCAUCAGCAGUAUCAUUUGCAACAGCAGUGUUCAGCAGUAUAUGAAUCCCUGGUAGGCGUGAGCUCACAGCAGGUAGCGGCGGCAGCUGCUGCUGCUGCUCCUGCUUCUCCUGCUCCACUCACGGCAACCCAAGCCAAUUCUUCGGCAGUAUAUGAAUCCCUGGUAGGCGCGAGCUCACAGCAGGUAGCGGCGGCGAUACUGGCAUGGGAGGGAACAGGUUCGCUGCUGGAGCAGCGCAGGAGGGAGGAGAGGCGAUCGCGUGCUUUCGAGGAGGCACAGAGGCUGUGGGAGGGGAAGGAACCGGGGCUGGAGCAGCGGAGGAGGAGGGAGGAGAGGCGGGGGAGGGAGGGGUUGUGGAGUGGCGGUGGGGGGGAUGUGAUGUGGAGUGCUAAGGAGAGUGGUGGGAGAGACGGAGUGGGGGCUGGUGACGCAGGAGGGAUGCGGGGGUUGGGAGGGGGUGGAAUGCUCCCGGGUGGAAUGCUCGGUGUAGAGCAGGCAACCAGGGACAAUCAGGCGAUUUUAGAGUCGAAUCAAGAGUUGUCUCAUCACGUGCAGCGUUUAGGAGCCAGUGGAGUGCAAGGGACGGAUGGGCACACAAGGGGCAAUAAUGCGGUUGAGGUACGAAGGAUGGAGGAGGAAAGGAGUGCAGAGGAAGCGAGGGAGGAGACAAGGAGGGAGGGGACGAGGACGGAUGAGGAAAGGGGAGGGGAAGAGAGGAGGGAGGCGAGACUUUGGGAGGAGGAGAGGAGGGGGGGUGAAAGUUGGGAGAAGGAGAGACUUCAAGGGUCAUGGCGGUGGGAUGGAAUGGGGUGGGAGCAGGUGGGAAGUGGUGGGAAUGGAAGGCCGUGGACUGCACUGGAUGGGGGUCAUCCCUGGAUGAGAACGGUCAGUGACGCAGAGAGAAGUGUGCUGGGGCACAUGCAAGAGCAGAAUCAGCAGCAGGUGCAGCAGCAGCAGCAGCAGGUGCAGGAGCAGCAGCAGCAGGUGCAGCAACGACAGGUGCAGCAGCAGAAGCAGCAGCAGCAGCAGCAGCAGCAGCAGCAGGUGCAGCAACAACAGGACGCUGCUGCUAGCAUGCUGACUACGAUUUUAUGUGGGAAUGGUGCAAAUGGCAUGAUUGCCAGUGACCUCGAUUGGUCAACGGUCGCUGACCCUUAUGGUGGUGAUUUGAUAGAGUGGCUUGAAGACGCUGAAGGAUAG
Closterium sp. Naga37s-1 is the source of this 1734-nucleotide messenger RNA. Lineage: Eukaryota; Viridiplantae; Streptophyta; Zygnematophyceae; Desmidiales; Closteriaceae. The record is from the annotation of a GenBank genome assembly.